UUUUACAUAGGAUUGCUUUUGAACCUCCCCCAAUAGGGAACAACCACAGGCUGUAUUGUAAGAACACAGAGAGCAGUCAUGUGACUUCUCUUUAAUGAGAUUGUUCUGCUAGUUUUAUUCUGUUAGAAUUGCUUACCUCCUUUACUGUAAAGCAGCCCUUGGAUAACUGAUUGCACUGUAUUAGUGUCUUACUCUGUUACAAACAAUGUGUGGGCCUGCCUGAGACCAGGACUGUUUACAGCUCUGUAGUGUGUUCCGUGUGUCUCUCUUUCCUAUGCUGCUUUCGAUUAUAAUGAGGGUUGCAGGUUUCUCUUAUAUAUAAGCACAGUUGGCUGGACAUUAUUCCUGAUAUCACUGUCUUUGUGUGUCUAAUCAGUUGUGUGGAUGAUCAGUACAGAAAAUGGAAAAUAAAUCUGCAGACGUGGAAACAGUUACAGGUGCAUCAGGAAUUGUCAGUGUUUCUCAGAGUUUUGGCAGUUUCGGCCGUGACUAUAAGAGUAUAAUCCCUGCACGUGAUGUCAAGUCUCUCAGUUGGGGUAGCCCUAAUUUCAGCAACCCUAAGAUUCCUGGUUUGCUGAGGAGAGUUUUGAAGGGGUCUGUUAGAAAGUCCAGACAUCAAGAGGUUGGUGAAUGGAGCCUGGAAGAGUGUCGACACUCCAUCAUGGAGCUGGCAAAGGAGAUGAACAGAGUCUUGAAGAACUCUGCCAUACCUACCGCUGUGUCCAGUGAGGAUACGUGCAGCCUGGAAGAGUGUCGCGGCUUCAUCAUGAAAUGGGCUGGCGAGUUGGACAAGCUGGUCCAGACACCAAAGCAAAGCCAGAGUGCUGGGCAGGUUGAGCAAAGAAAAGGAGCAGAGCUGAGAAACAAAGAGGAUCUCCCAGGACCAGAGGGGGAGGAGCCGAGUGAGGGGGCGGGGCAGAACCAGGGGGAGGAGCUGAACCAAGAGGAGGAGCAAAGACUGAAGGACGGUCAUGACAUCAUCAUGGGGUGGGCAAGAGAGCUGAAGACAGUGCCAGAGAACUCUGUCUCAGCGGGGGAGGCUGUGGAACAGGGUCUUGCAGAGCUGGUGAAGGAGUGGAAACGAGGCAAGCUGAGUAACAUCUUACCCAUCAUGGAGUUCAUCAUGUGGGCCCUGAUCAAGGAGAAGGCAAACAAGGGAAUUGUCACUCGGAUGUGGUUCUUUAGGAUGCUAAAAUCUCAGAAUAUUGGUGCUGGGAGAUGCCUCCCUGAUUCAGCCUGGCAGUGGAUUCACAAGGCAUCAGUUGAUGUGACUCUGGACCCUGAUACAGUGAUCCCCUGGCUCACCCUGUCUGCGGAUGGGAAACGAGUGAGAUGGGGAGAGACACGGCAGAGUCUCCCUGACAAGCCAGAGAGAUUUGAUCACUGGCCCUGUGUGCUGGGCAGGGAGGGCUUCACCUCGGGGAGACUCUACUGGCAGGUGCAGGUGGGGGGGAAUACAUUGUGGAGAUUAGGAGUCAGCAGAGAGUCUGCCGAGAGGAAGGGGAGGUUCAGCAUGACCCCCCAGCAGGGUUACUGGACUGUGGAGUGGAGUGGAGGUGAGUUCACUGCUCUCACUGCCCCCCGGAUCCCCCUCCCCCGGACCCUGAAGCCCCAGAAUCUGGGGGUGUAUCUGGAUUAUGAGGAAGGGCAGCUCUCCUAUUACAAUGUGGAGACCAGAUCUCACAUCUACACUUUCACUGACAUGGAGUUCAAUCCCAAUGAGAAACUCUAUCCAUUCUUCUGGACUUGGGACAGUGUUACAGACCUUGUGCUGGAGUCCCCUGACCCUGACCCUGUCAGCGCUGCAGAUUAAACACACAUUGCUGUCUGAACCAGGAAACUAUUCAAACAGCUCAGACAAUCUCCUCUUCACUUUCACUGACACUCUCUCUGCACUCUUCUGGGCUGAUGAGAAGAAAUCCUCUCUCUUCCACCCUCUUACCCUGAGCCCCUCCUCUUUAUUUCUCUACACCCCCUUUCCUACUCUCCCUUCCUCUCUCCCUCUAUCUCUCUCCUCCACCUCUCCAUCUCCAGAUCCCUCAUUCUCUCCUCUUCUGCUCUCCUCUCGGCCUCCCCUAUGGCUCUCCUUUCUCUUUCUCUUUCCCUUCCCUCUGAUAUGUUAAUCCCCUCCCUUCCCCUCUCUCCCUCUCUCCACCCUGCCCUCUCUAAUCUCCCUCUCUCCACCCUGCCUUCUCUACUCUCCCUCUCUCCACCCUGCCCUCUCUACUUUCCUCUCCACUCUCCCUCUCUCCUCCAUCCUCUCUACUCUCCCUCUCUCCACCCUGCCCUCUCUUCUCUCUGUCUCUCCACCCUGCCCUCUCUACUCUCCCUCUCUCCUCUCUCUUCCCUCUCCCUCUCUCCUCCCUGCCCCCUCUAAUUUUGUACUGUGAUAUUUUGUAACAACUGUAAGUCGCCCUGGAUAAGGGUGUCUAAUAAUAAAUAAUGAUAAGACUUUCUAGACAAUAGAUGAAUGCAUUAUUUUCCAUGUAAUCAGUAUUUACACUGAAGCUGAGAUGCUCCCUGAAUAUUAUUCAUUGCUAAACUCAGUGAACUGAUUUCUGCUAUUUUGAUAUGAAUCUUCUGUUCUGUUUUUGUAGCGCAUCUAUUUUCUCUCUUUCUUGAUAAAAUGUAUAAAAUAUAUAA
Messenger RNA from Acipenser ruthenus (sterlet), 2643 nucleotides. RefSeq names its product E3 ubiquitin-protein ligase TRIM39-like. The coding region runs from base 401 to 1813 and encodes 470 amino acids. NCBI's taxonomy places the organism in Eukaryota, Metazoa, Chordata, Actinopteri, Acipenseriformes, Acipenseridae. The record is from RefSeq and is a predicted model, not a curated record. Gene Ontology annotation, molecular function: protein binding. The transcript is spliced from 11 exons.